Ostreococcus tauri is the source of this 822-nucleotide messenger RNA. RefSeq names its product Thiolase-like, subgroup. The transcript has a single exon. Gene Ontology annotation, molecular function: fatty acid synthase activity. The record is from RefSeq and is a predicted model, not a curated record. Gene Ontology annotation, biological process: fatty acid biosynthetic process. NCBI's taxonomy places the organism in Eukaryota, Viridiplantae, Chlorophyta, Mamiellophyceae, Mamiellales, Bathycoccaceae. The annotation marks the transcript as partial.
AUGCCGGCACCAGGACCAUACUCAGCAGUUUCGUCACUUUUAAGCGUGCUUUGCGGUCGCGUGUCGUACACAUUCGGUCUUCGAGGGCCGUCCGUAUGCGUGGAUACGGCGUGUUCGUCAUCGCUCGUCGCUGCACACACUGCGAGCGCGUACUUGCGUGGCCGAGAGUGCGAUGAUGCCCUCGUCGCUGGCGUGAGCGUGAAUGUGGGUGUGGGGACUCUCCUGCUGGCCGCGGCGGCCAGCAUGCUCUCGUACGACGGUCGAUGCAAGACUCUAGAUGCGAGUGCAGACGGAUACGCCAAGGGUGAGUGUUGCGUAGUCCUUCGCGUGACAUCGAAUACGUCUCUUGACGUGGACGCUCUCGCGCGCGAUGCGAACGAUCCAUCUCCCACCCAUAUCGCCCUGGCGCAACUCGAGCACACGGGCGUGAACCAAGACGGCCGAUCGAGCUCGCUCACCGCUCCAAACGGGCCGUCACAGCAAGCACUCAUGGCCGACGUGCUUGUUCGCGCUGGUCUGCACGCGCGCACGAUCGGCCGGCUGGAAAUGCACGGCACUGGUACGUCGCUCGGCGACCCCAUUGAGGUCGGCGCCGCUCUUGAGGUUCUGGCGUCGCCGUCGAUGGAGUCCCAGCCCUCGAGCGCUCGAGCGCUCACGUUUGAAGGCGCUAAGCCUCGCGUUGGUCACUGCGAACCAGGAGCAGGCGUCGUUGGGCUGCUGUUCGCGACAGCACAUGUAACGACGCGCGCCACAGCGCGCUGGUCCAUUUGCGCCAGCUCAAUCCUCACGUGGAGGCCGCCGCUCGCCGCCACGCGCAGUCCC